AUGAUACGCAGCAGCGUGAAUAGCAGCGCAAUCCUGACGCUGAGCAUCCUGACCGACGGCAGACCUGAAGGGGCGUCGUUCCAGGGCAUUCCUUCAAAAACCAAGGUGGCGCCGCUGAAGACCGUGACUCUACCUCGCUUGGAGCUCUGCGCAGCCUCUCUGCUCACGCGGCUGGCGGCGCGCGUGCGGCGGGUUCUCGGGGCCGAAGAUGCGCCCAUCCACCUGUGGUCCGACUCAACCGUCGCUCUGGGCUGGAUCCGCGGCCACCCGUCUCGCUGGAAGGUGUACGUCGCCAACCAAGUCGCCGAGAUCCAGACUACACUGCCUGGGGCCCAAAGGCACCACCUCUCUGGGACGGAAAACCCCGCCGACUGCGCAUCGCGAGGCAUCUCCCCGUCCGAGCUGGACACCCACCCGCUCUGGUGGAAGGAUCCACCCUGGCUGAGGGAGGACCGGACAUCGUGGCCAGACUUCCGCGACGAGGAGCUCGCCGAGCAGCUGCCGGAGGAGCGCGUUAGAGCGCUCGCUGCCACCGCGCCAACGGCGGAGGCGACCGAGCCAGAGGAGCUGACUCGUUUCUCCUCGCUGAACCGGCUGCUGCGGGUGACCGCCUGGUGCAAGCGUUGGAGGCGCCGAGUAGCGGCUCUGCGGGCGCCCCCCCCCCCCCCGAAGCUGCUCCCGGCUACGGACACCCUGUCGGCCGCGGAGUGGGACGACGCUUGCCUGGCAUGGAUUCGGGUGGUGCAAGCUGAAAAGUACAACGAGGAAUCAGAAGCGCUCGCACGGGGAGCCCCACUAUCUAAAAGCAAUCAAUUGAUUAAGCUUACCCCGUUUUUAGAUCCUCAAAAAAUGUUCAGGGUGAGUAAAAGGCUUAAGCAUUCCAUCCUGGCCUACGACGAGCGACAUCCGGUGAUCCUGCCAGGCUCGUCGCAUCUCACGCGACUCAUCAUCGAGGCCUGUCACCGGCGAACGCUGCACGUGGGCGUGCAACUCACCCUCGGGUCCAUCAGGCAGCAGUAUUGGAUACCCCGAGGGCGGCAGCUCGUCAAGGAGGUGAUCCACCGGUGCGUCACCUGCGUCCGAUGGCGGGCGGCCACGCAGCAGCAGAUCAUGGAGAAUCUGCCACGCCUCCGAGUCACGCCGGCGAGAUCAUUCCUGAGCAACGGCGUCGACUACGCCGGCCCCAUUCAGCUCCGCACGACGAAGGGACGCGGACAUCGCGCGUACAAGGCCUUCAUCGCGGUCUUCGUGUGUCUCAGCACGAAGGCCGUGCAUCUGGAAAUCGUGUCCGAUUACUCGGCGGAUGCAUUCCUAGCCGCCCUGCGGCAAUUUACAGCUCGGCGGGGGCUCUGUCGCAGCGACUGCGGCACAAACUUCGUCGGGGCCGACGCUCAACUUCGAGCGUUCUUCGCCGCCAGCAGUCCGGAGCAGCGGAAGAUCGCCGACCAGAUGGCCAACGAGCGGAUAAGGUGGUGCUUCAAUCCACCGUCAACACCCCACUUCGGCGGACUUUGGGAAACGGCGGUGAAGUCCUGCAAGCAUCACCUCAGGAGAGUGCUCGGAGAAUAG
Messenger RNA from Formica exsecta, 1569 nucleotides. RefSeq lists its product as uncharacterized. The record is from RefSeq and is a predicted model, not a curated record. Gene Ontology annotation, molecular function: nucleic acid binding. The coding region runs from base 1 to 1569 and encodes 522 amino acids. The transcript has 2 exons. Lineage: Eukaryota; Metazoa; Arthropoda; Insecta; Hymenoptera; Formicidae.